AUGGUUGAUUUAGAGCAGGAAUUUGCGCUCGGUGGGCGGUGUCUGGCAUUCCAUGGUCCUCUUAUGUAUGAAGCGAAGAUCUUGAAGAUAUGGGACCCAUCUUCGAAAACAUAUACCAGCAUUCCUAAUGACAAACCGGGUGUUAGUUCACAGACAACUAAGGAAACACAACCACAGAAAUUAGGAGAUGAUGAAAGCAUUCCGGAAGAAAUUAUCAAUGGAAAGUGUUUUUUCAUACAUUACCAAGGGUGGAAGUCCAGUUGGGAUGAGUGGGUUGGAUAUGAUAGAAUACGGGCAUACAAUGAAGAGAAUAUUGCCAUGAAAAAAAGACUGGCGAACGAGGCCAAAGAGGUUAAGAAAUCAUUACUGGAACAGCAGAAAAAGAAGAAGCUUUCCACUAAUCCAGGAGGAUCGAGUAAUGGUGGAAAAAGAAAGGGGGAUAGCCGCUCGAAUGCUAGUAUAAGUAAAAGCGCUUCACAGGGUUCAUUAACAUCUUCAGUGAGUGGUAGGAAAAGCGGAAGAAGUUCCGCUAAUUCCCUUCAUCCCGGUAGUUCUUUGCGCUCAUCAUCUGAUCAAAAUGGGCAUGAUGAUCGCAGAAGAUCUUCUUCGCUGUCACCGAACAUGCUGCAUCACAUAGCCGGUUAUCCAACCCCUAAGAUUUCCCUUCAAAUUCCCAUAAAAUUGAAAAGCGUGCUGGUUGACGAUUGGGAAUACGUAACGAAGGACAAAAAAAUUUGCAGAUUACCUGCUGAUGUAACGGUAGAACAGGUGUUAAACAAAUACAAGCAUGAAGUCAGUCAAGAACUUGAAUCACCAGGGUCGCAAUCGCAGUUGAGCGAAUAUUGUGCCGGUCUCAAGUUGUAUUUUGACAAAUGUCUGGGUAAUAUGCUUUUAUAUAGAUUGGAACGGCUGCAAUAUGACGAACUUCUGAAGAAAUCAGUUAAAGACCAAAUGCCACUAAUACCAACUAAAAUUUAUGGGGCCAUCCAUCUGUUAAGGUUGAUAAGUGUCCUACCAGAGCUGAUUUCUUCUACUUCGAUGGAUCUACAAAGCUGUCAGCUUUUAAUUAAACAGACCGAAGAAUUUCUGGUUUGGCUGUUGAUGCAUAUGGACGAAUAUUUCAAUGACAAGGAUCCAAAUCGAAGUGACGAUGCUCUGUACGUAAAUACGUCUAGCCAAUACGAAGGAGUGGCUUUAGGUAUGUGA
Messenger RNA from Saccharomyces paradoxus, 1206 nucleotides. It is a transcript of the gene EAF3, whose product is annotated as Eaf3p. Gene Ontology annotation, biological process: chromatin organization; regulation of DNA-templated transcription. The transcript has a single exon. Gene Ontology annotation, cellular component: Rpd3S complex; NuA4 histone acetyltransferase complex; nucleus. Lineage: Eukaryota; Fungi; Ascomycota; Saccharomycetes; Saccharomycetales; Saccharomycetaceae. The record is from RefSeq and is a predicted model, not a curated record. Bases 1 to 1206 code for a protein of 401 amino acids.